Symbiodinium pilosum is the source of this 1074-nucleotide messenger RNA. Lineage: Eukaryota; Dinophyceae; Suessiales; Symbiodiniaceae. The record is from the annotation of a GenBank genome assembly.
AUGGAGAACAUUGUGUCCAAGAUGGCAGCGCAAACAGUGGUGAUGCAGGUCGCAAAUUUGCCAGAGAGGAUUCAGCAAAGUCAGGCCAAGAACCGCGACAAGCUUGGUGUGUGCCAGACUACACUGGAUGAAGACGCAGCCGAGCUGAUAUUGUCCAUGUUAAACGAGGAUUGGAGCCAGAGUUUGAGUGAUUUGGGUCACCUGACGCAUUGGUGUCAGGCAGGCUGUUGCCGCAGCGAGCGGCAUGCCAAAUCCAAAAUGAAACAGGCGCUUCAGAUGCUGCUCCUCGAUGCUUUCGAGACUCCACUACUCUACAGGUGGAAGCACGUAGAACCUGCGUCGGAGUUUACUUUGCGAGGUUUGCUCGUGCACCGAGUGCUUGAGCACGCGUGGCGGUCUUCCUUGAAGGAGCACGCAGAUGAUGCAGUUGUGGACCAAGACGUUGCAGACCUAGACGAGGACAACGCCGACUUGUCACCGGCCGAAAAGCAAAAAGUUCGGGCAACCAAAGUGCUUCAGCUUCUGUCCACGCCAGAUUCCAUCGCAUCUUUCUCCAAGGCUGCGCUCCUGGUGAAGCCUCUUUGCCACUAUAUGGAUGAGGUCUCGCUGAUCGAGACUGUGCGCUUACGAAUGCGUUUGUGCCGGCUGGGGCUAAAGCUGUCUGCAAACAGCAAGUGCACCCUCAAGCAUGAAGACCUGAUCCGGAUGAACGAGGCUGUUGUCACAGGCCAACGAGGUUUAGGUGUCUGUGGGGACAUCAUGGCGCUGCUACGCGCGGAUCCGCAAGGGCCUGAGUGGAACGGAGCACUGGAGAUGGAUUACGCGGAGAGCGCUCCACUGCUGCUGGCGUGCCUUUGCGAUACCUGGCGGCGACUCCACUUGACAUACGCGGGCUUGCCUUGGCAAUUGUUUCGCCUGGUUGCAAUGGAUAUCCCUCGAGCGGUGGACUUUCUGCAGGAGCUGCGUAGCACUGCUGGAGCGUGCUCAUGCUGCGGGGACAAGCUCUUUUUUGGAGCUGCUCGGCAUCAUCAGUUGGCGUAUCUCAGACGUAGACUGACCGCAGUGUGCAGGUGA